AUGAAUCCAUUGAAUCACACAAAUGAAGACAAUAUGAGAUUCAAUGCAUUAGGCAUUCAAAUGCUUCCCAAAGGUUUACAUGAAAAGAUCUUUGGAUCUAAUGCUGGAAAGGAUGUGAAUAGUGGUGACCACCAAAAGAUGAAUGAAAUAAUUAGACAAUUAAAAGCUCACGGAUUCAGUGCUCGUAAUAUAAAAGCAAACAAACUCUUGAAUGCCAUUAAUGUCGACAAAUAUUUACCAAAGUUUUUGUCCAAUGAUUUGUCGCAACAUUUCCUACUAUUGGGACAACAGUUCUCUCAGACAUAUAAAGAGCUGUCAAAUGACUUAAUGGUCACUCAAUUGCCACAUAAACCCUUUGAAUGGCUUUUGACAGAAGGUUGGACUCGAUAUACGACAGACUCGACUGGUGUGACAGUCACUCAACGAGUAGACCAUCCCUUGGAAAGUGAUUUAGUGUUUGAUGUGGAGGUCUGUAUGAAUGACAGCGACGGACAGAGACCUACUUUGGCGACAGCGGUCUCAUCGAAGGCCUGGUAUUCGUGGUGUAGUCGACGACUGAUAGACUCGUCCAAUAAAAUUUCGUUCAACUCUCGGACAACCCUCGAGGACAUGAUUCCGAUGGGAAGUGCUGUGACUGAAUCGAGACUAAUAGUGGGCCAUAACAUCAGUUUCGACCGCUCGUACAUCAAAGAGCAGUACGAGAUAAGAGCCGACAAAACCAGGUUUUUGGACACUAUGAGUCUUCAUAUGUGUGUCUCCGGACUCACUCAACAUCAGAGAGCGCUCUCUUACUCUCAAAAGAUAUCAACUGAAGAGAACUCUGGCAAUGAGUCUCAUAUGUGGAGUGGAAUCGGAUCUCUGAAUAAUUUGGUUGAUGUCUAUCAUCUCUAUUGUGAUGAUAAUCAACACAUAUCUAAAGACCCGCGAAAUAUAUUUAUAAAGGGAUCGAUUGGUGAUGUUUUGGACAAUUUUCAGGAACUAAUGACUUACUGUGCAAAUGAUGUUCAAAUAACUCACAAAGUCUUCAAAUCUGUUUAUCCAAUAUAUUUGGAGAGAUUCCCACAUCCGAUCACUUUCAUGGGAAUGUUGGAGAUGUCUGUCAUGUAUUUACCGGUCAAUCCACACAAUUGGAUCCGUUAUGUCUCGGAGAGCGACGCCAUAUAUGAUGGCGAGGAAAGGGAACUCAACUUAUCUUUGCGUGAAAUAGCAAACGAUAGCUGUUCUCUGGCUAUUGAUAGACAAUAUGCUAGCGAUGUCUGGCUCUGGGAUUUAGACUGGACUACAGAUACCUUAAGAUUUAAAAAACCCAAAACAGAAUCCAUUAGGAAAAGAGCGAACAAAAGUAAUAUUCCCGAAGAAAUACCAAUAAUUGAGAGCAAGGAUCAGAUCCCUAUGAGUGAAAGUGUGUCCAAAAUGUUUGCUACGAGUUCUUUGUUGAAGAAAGUACAGCCAUUAUUACCUGGAUAUCCCAAAUGGUAUCUCGAGUUUUGUUCUAGAUUUAAGUAUGACUUUAAUGGUGACACUGAAGCAACUGCUGAGGACUUGGAGUGGGAAUCAGGACCUUAUCGUAUAAGCACUCAAAUGCGUUCAGUUCCCAAACUGAUGCGACUCAUGUGGAAUGGAUAUCCCCUCCAUUUCGAUGAGAAGUACGGCUGGGGUUACCUUAAGCCCCAUAUUACGGCUCAUGAGUGUCCCGAUAGAGUAGAGGGAGGUAUUGAUGAUAAGAAAAAUACAAUUUAUUUUCCUAUGAAAGAGUUUCGAGAACUAAUAAGUAGAAGACAAACGCCUUCAAAACCAUUGGGUUUAAAGCAAAUGUGUGACACAUUUGCUGACAUUGGCAAUGAAACCGAAAUGAAAUCUGAAAACACAAAAGCUUUCGAUGAUGUGAUUAAAGGCUGUUUGUUCUAUAAGUUGCCGCAUAAGGGAGGGCCCGAUAAAAGAGUCGGCAAUCCUUUAUCAAAGGAUUUUCUAAAGAGAGUAGAGGACGGGUCGUUGACAUCACUGGACACUGAAAUCACAAAUUCAGUGCUCAAUCAAAGCAAAAGGCUCUCGUACUGGAAGAACGCUUCGAAGCGGAUUCGGUCGCAAAUUGUCAUGUCAUGUGAUAAUGGCAUCAGUGGUGCAAUUCUGCCCAGAGUUAUAGUGGCCGGAACUGUGACCAGACGGGCUGUCGAGCCCACGUGGUUAACGGCCAGUAAUGUGGUCACCGAUAGGUUGGGCAGUGAACUCAAGUCUAUGAUUCAAUGUCCUGAAGGCUAUCAUUAUGUGGGCGCAGACGUCGAUUCUCAAGAGCUUUGGAUCGCAUCUCUUAUAGGAGACUCUCAUUAUUCUGGAAUACAUGGGUCGACAGGAAUCGGAUGGAUGACCCUCGAGGGCAACAAAGUGAACGGCACUGAUAUGCACAGCAAAACUGCCGCUUCUAUUAACAUCACCAGAGAUGAGGCAAAGGUAUUGAAUUACGCGCGAAUCUAUGGCGCCGGACAACCAUUCGCCUCCCGAUUCCUCAUGCAAUCCAAUCCAUCUCUCGAUACCAAAGAAGCCAAAGAAAAGGCCAAAAAGAUUUUCACUGAAACCAAAGGCACACGAAAAAAGUUAUUGAGAAGCGAUGGAAAUGGUGGGAGUGGUGGGGGUGGCAGUGGACACAGGCAAUGGGUCGGCGGCACUGAAUCUCAUAUGUUCAACAAACUCGAAGAGAUCGCAGAGUCAUCGGAACCGAGAACUCCAGUCCUCGGCUGUCGUAUAAGCAGAGCAUUGGAGCCACAAGUGGUGAAAGACAGUUACAUGACAUCCAGAGUCAAUUGGGUAGUGCAGUCGUCUGGUGUGGACUUCUUGCACAUAAUGUUAGUCACAAUGAAGUGGUUAAUGAGUGAAAUGCAAAUCGACGGCCGAUUCUCUAUAAGCAUUCACGACGAGCUCCGGUAUUUGGUCCGCAGUGAACACAGAUAUAAGGCUGCGUUAGCCCUACAACUGUCCAAUCUCUUGACCCGAUGUCUGUUUGCGCACAAACUUGGUUUCAAUGAUCUGCCCCUUUCUGUCGCAUUCUUCUCCAGUGUAGACAUCGAUAAGUGUCUGCGAAAAGAAGUCAACAUUGAUUCAAACACUCCGUCCAACCCUCUGGGCCUUCAAGUGGGAUACGGCAUCCCUUUCGGCCAAUCCCUCGAUAUAUUGCAAUUGAUUCACAAAAUUGAUGAAAUCUAA
Molecule: messenger RNA, 3198 nt
Organism: Oppiella nova
Lineage: Eukaryota; Metazoa; Arthropoda; Arachnida; Sarcoptiformes; Oppiidae
Source: the annotation of a GenBank genome assembly